AGGAAGGAUGUACAUAUUUGUGUGCUGCUUCUGCAGUUCAACAACUAAAGCUUCUGAGAACCCUGUGAAGUGCGAUUUGUGGCAUUCAUGUUUAAAAUGCAGAUCAUUUCAAGUUACGCAAUCCUUUCUGUGUUGACUGUAAAUAUUCUGUGUAAUGGCCAAAAAAAUAAGGACUGGAACAUCACCUUCAUUUCAUCAGAGGUUGUCGCGGUUCCAGGAUUGUGCACUCUUAUUUCAUGUACCUUGAUCUAUCCAAAUGAAACAAAACCUUUUACUAACUUCCAGUGGCGUGCAUGUAAUGGAACCAACUGUAUUCAAAUAUUUUUUAAUAACAAAACUGAAGAAAGUAAUAAUCAAAGCAUUAAGAUUCUUCAUCCUGAUCUGGGCCCAAACAACUGCAGCUUCACCAUAGAAGACAUAAAACCAGAGGAUCAAGGAGAAUAUGCAUUCAGGGUGGAGCCACCCGGUUUAAAUCAAACCUCAUUUAAACCUACAGUUAAAAUCAGCAUUCAAGACAAGCCUAUAAUGGAUGUUCCUCCUCUCCGUGAAGGACAGAAAGCUAACCUGACAUGUUCAGCUCCUUUUCCUUGUCCUGAAACUCCUCCUAAAAUAACAUGGUGGAUUAAGAAAACAGGGGAAAACACCACUGAACUAAAGGAUGACAACAUCACUAUGAUCACCUUCAUGAGCUCUUACCACUCAACUUUGACCUUCACUCCAAAUUCUGACUUUCACAAUGCAACUGUAAGAUGUGACGUGAGCUACGGAAGCGAAAACAUCAGUACAAGUAGGACCCUUGAAAUCACGUGUGGUACAAAUGAAUCAAAUGAAGUGAACACGUCCAACAACAAUACAGAAAAUACGACUGUCGCCAAAAAUAAUGCAGAUAAUGGUAUAGAACAUUUCUUGAAGCAUCUGACCACCUCAAAUAUACUCUCGUUCGUGGUGGGAGUGGUGUGUUCAGCGCUCAUCUUCUCAAUGGUUUUGUGCUGCUGUGUUUCUUGCCACAGAGGAAAAAAACAGAAAGUGACAACGGCGAAUCUGGAAACUGGAGUCAGUUUGGAGAUGGCACAGACAGACGUAGCUCAGACUGUAACCAAUGAGGAAACACCUCUUCAUGAACAGUUUAAUGGUGGCAUCCCAAACACAGCUGGACCUACAGAUGGUGAAGAGGAGGAGGGGGCUGUUGGGAUGAAUGCAAAAGAGGUCGACUACGCCAGCAUCGACUACUCCCUUUUAAAGGACAGGGAGCCUGAGGAGGGAGAGAAGGACCCUACGGAGACAGACUACGCUGAGAUCAAGAGGGACAAGAGAGACAAUGGGAAGGAAACUGAAGUCCUUGAGAUGAUCCUUGAGGAUGGAGAUGACCAGACUGAAACACGAGACAAGAUGGAAGGAGAGGAGGAACUUUAAUUCUAACUCACAGGAGCGGAAAAGUAAAGCAACCGCACCAAGUAAUAUUAUAAUUUAAGAUUAUUUUAUAUAUGUAUAUAAAGUUCUGAUGCAUUCUGAAGGUCGGAGGGGCGUGGUUAAUGAUGUCACACUCAUGCUCAAACCGUCAAACGGAUUUUAUCAGAGAAGGUCUGUCAUUUUAAAGGGGAGGAGCAUUUUCAGAUUUGGAUUAAAGAUUAUGAAGGCAAACUAUUUUUCUGUGGACUGACUUGCAUGGAUGAAUUAUUUACCGCAAAAGUAGCAAUGUGAGCUAGCAAAAUAAAUAGUCAAUUUUGAUUUCAUGUUGACUUUAAGAAGUAUAGAAUGUAUUAUUUCUGAGCUUUUAUGUGUCUAGCAUUCAUAUGACAUUUUGUUAGAUUAUUUGUUUAUUUUUUUUUACUGUGUGAAAACUUUUUUUUUUUGGUUUGUAUUAAGGUCCUUGCACACUGAGUCUGAAAUUUGCGUAUGCGUUUUUUCUUUCUUUGUUUUUUUGGGGGGGGGGGUUUUCAAAUCAAAAUGCCUGGUGGGAUGUGAUGUGAAAACGCAGAAAAUCGAACUUGAUCCAAUUUUUUUCAUGACAUUUAUUUCUUUUUUUUAAUGUGCAAAAAGUUAGCAAAGUAUGCAACGUAUACACAGUAUACUCAGCAUGCAAUGACCUUAGGUUUUUAAAGUGCCCCUAUUAUGAGCAGUGAAAGGUACAUAUUUUGGAUUUGAGAGUCCCAAACAACAGGUUGACAUGCAUGCAAGGUCAUAAACACUUUAAAUUUCUCAUAGUAUUUCCUUAUUUGCUCAACGACUCCCAGACAAUUCGUUUUAAUGGUUUCUCUUGUUCAAACCGUUCAUGUGAUUAGACGAUUUAAUUUAAACUAGCGUUUAUGCACUUUUAAUGCUCCAAAAGCAGUACCCAGUGGCAAAGAACGAAUUAGCAUUUUCAUUCAGACCAACACAAAAUGAUCAACAAGUGGGCUGGCAAUAUGCUAAAGUUGCUUGCUGACUUCAUAACACAUUUUAAAAUAGACUUGCUUCUAUGAUUCAGAGUCUCCUCUUUUUUUUGAGAGACCAUAACUUUAUACAAUGUGCACUUUCAGGUUUUUAUUUACUUAGGGUCUGAAUGAAAGGUCUUUUUAAAAUAUCCAUAAUAGGGGCAUUUUAAUACGCAUUUAAGGACGUUUGAAAGCUUUUUUAAACUGUUGCAAAUUAAUUUGAGAUGAUUCAAUAAAGCUUCUACCAGUUA
Molecule: messenger RNA, 2665 nt
Organism: Puntigrus tetrazona (Sumatra barb)
Lineage: Eukaryota; Metazoa; Chordata; Actinopteri; Cypriniformes; Cyprinidae
Product: myeloid cell surface antigen CD33
Exons: 8
Coding region: 88-1413 (441 amino acids)
Source: RefSeq, a predicted model, not a curated record